Cylas formicarius (sweet potato weevil) is the source of this 1399-nucleotide messenger RNA. Its product is annotated as rhomboid-related protein 2-like. The record is from RefSeq and is a predicted model, not a curated record. NCBI's taxonomy places the organism in Eukaryota, Metazoa, Arthropoda, Insecta, Coleoptera, Brentidae. Bases 118 to 1377 code for a protein of 419 amino acids. Gene Ontology annotation, cellular component: membrane. Gene Ontology annotation, molecular function: serine-type endopeptidase activity; calcium ion binding. The transcript has 5 exons.
GCGAGCACGCGUAUUUAAAGGAACGCGGACGUAGUGUCGCGCGAGACUUUUGUCUAUUUCGGAGCUAGCGUUGGGAAUCCUGCGCGCGCCUCUCGUAAAAUUGUCCGAAAGCGACAAAUGACGGACGACGAGCUUCGAACGUCGGAAAACUUGCGGAAGGACAAGCGCGACUACUUCCGUAGCGUUUUCGGAAAGUUCGACAGGGAUGGAAGCGGCACUAUCGAGUUCGGCGAGUUGCGCGAGAUGCUGAAGAGCGACGACGAGGUGCCGCGGAAAAUCGUCAAGAAAGUGUUCAAGAUAUCCGAUAGGGACGACGACGGCCGCAUCGACCUCGACGAGUUCAUCGCCAUGGUCGAAAACGAAAAGUUCGAGGGCCUGUUUCGAGGUUACCUGAAAAACUACGUCAAUUUUAUUGUACCCCGUCAUCGGCGUCGCGGUGGCGCCCCCCGACUCCUUAAACCGAGAGGUAGGAGCGCCCUCUCAACGACGAACACCACGUACGACGCGGAAGAGGGAUUCUCGGAGGAGGAAGGCGCCUACGAGCAAAACUACUCGUGUUGCCCACCUCCGGUAGCGCUGGUCGUCAUAUCGGCGGUCGAGAUCGCUUGCUUCUUGGUGGACGAGCUGAGCGAGCCCGGCUCCACCUCCGCCGGCAACGGCGUCACCGCCAAGAUGUUCGUCUACGAUCCGUUCAAGCGGAACGAAUGUUGGCGGUUCCUCACGUACAUGUUCGUGCACAUCGGACGACAGUGGCGCGCUCGUUUUCAGAUACACCCAUCUGACGGUGAACUUGAUCGUCCAAAUAUUGCUCGGCGUGCCGCUCGAGAUGGUGAACCAGUGGUGGCGCGUGUUGGCUGUUUACUUCGCGGGCGUCGUGGCCGGGUCCCUCGUCACUUCGAUCACGGACCCCACGUGUUACUUGGCAGGCGCCAGCGGCGGCGUUUACGCUAUAAUAACAGCACACGUCUCCAACAUUAUAAUGAACUUCAACGAGAUGAGCUUCCCCGUCAUACAACUGAGCAUCCUGGUGAUUCUGAUAAUCGCGGAUGUCGGUACGGCGAUCCACAAUCGUUACUACUUGAAGAUCGACCAGAAUAUCGGUUACGCGGCUCACCUGGGUGGUGCUAUGGCCGGUUUUCUGGUGGGCAUCUGGGUGCUCAAAAACGUCGAGCCCACCGACAAGGAGAGGUAUCUUUGGUGGGCCGCGUUCGUCUUUUACGUGCUACUGAUGGCCACGGCCGUGAUACUGAACGUCGCCUGGACCGACCAUUUUCCCUGACCGCUUCUCUCUCUAUAUAUGCGUCACAGAAGCGCGUCGUCGCCUUGCAGCAGAACAUGCACACUAUUUUUUACGUUGUUUACAUAUGUAAUUAUUAAUUGUUAAUAUACACCUUAAUAA